AACGAAAUUGCAGCAUUGGGAAAGCGAAGCUCUCACUGCAUCGUUGGUCCUUUCGAAUUUUGGAAUUAGCCAUGGGAUCCUCCUCGUUCCGGUUAGCGUCUUGGGAUCCUAUUUUAAAUGUUGCGCAGAUUGCGUCUCUGCAAUCGAUAUACUACCUUGUAUUAAGUGGGUUUCUUCUUGUGGCUCUGGCGCUUUCUGGGGGCGAACUAUCCCUCGAUUCCAUUCUAGACGAUGACGAGAUUCGAACGGAUACUGUACUUGGAUGGACCCUGGGACUGGUGUGCCUGGUUAGCGCGACAGCGACCAUUCCCCUUUUGGUGUUCAUUGUUCAGCGAGCCAAACUCAUUCUCGAUUUUGUCGUUACACUCCAUAUUUUUCACAUUGUUCUUGUAUGGAUUCACAAACAACGGUUUCCUACCACGGGGGCAUGGUGGCUUUUGCAAAUUCUCAGCGCAGUGAUCAUGACGCUCGGCGGGGAGUGGGCGUGUAUGCGACGUGAGAUGAAACCCAUCAUGAUGAAACAGAAACAGAAAGCUACCAACAUUGAUGCGGAUAUGGAAGAAGGACGCAUAGAUGGUAGCGCUGGAGAAGAAUCGUCAGAUCGGAGUCGCAGUCAACCGCCGCAAGGAAAAUUUAAACGAAAACACUCGGGUGCAGAUCCUUUAGAUGACGAACAAGCCGACGAUCAUGGUCCCUUGAUUAGUGCGGUAGGAAAGGCGAAAAAGGUUCUGAUGGAGAGCGCGCAGCGGGCUACGCAGAAAAAGACCAAUAACCGAGGAAGACGUUACGAAGAGAUUCCCUUGAAAGAUGUAGACGAGGGUCCGUCACACUAGAAAGCUGUAUACUAUGCCCUUUUUUCUUCUUCUUCAUUCUUUGUAAAUACAAAUUCGAUAUAUUGCUGCCAAAUACCAAUCCUUUUUGACCUUUUAUUCUUUCUUUUUCCACUGUUUUAUUUGCUGGUUCUUUUGCAGGAAAGUGACUAUGCCGAAAUUAAUGAAAUCAUAAAAAAAA
Messenger RNA from Radiomyces spectabilis, 1011 nucleotides. RefSeq names its product integral membrane protein S linking to the trans Golgi network-domain-containing protein. Bases 72 to 833 code for a protein of 253 amino acids. The transcript has 2 exons. The record is from RefSeq and is a predicted model, not a curated record. Gene Ontology annotation, cellular component: trans-Golgi network; Golgi membrane. Gene Ontology annotation, biological process: Golgi to endosome transport; Golgi to plasma membrane protein transport; protein localization to Golgi apparatus. Lineage: Eukaryota; Fungi; Mucoromycota; Mucoromycetes; Mucorales; Radiomycetaceae.